Leptopilina boulardi is the source of this 4880-nucleotide messenger RNA. It is a transcript of the gene Ire1, whose product is annotated as serine/threonine-protein kinase/endoribonuclease IRE2. The record is from RefSeq and is a predicted model, not a curated record. Gene Ontology annotation, biological process: mRNA processing; intrinsic apoptotic signaling pathway in response to endoplasmic reticulum stress; protein phosphorylation. Gene Ontology annotation, molecular function: protein serine/threonine kinase activity; RNA endonuclease activity; ATP binding. Gene Ontology annotation, cellular component: IRE1-TRAF2-ASK1 complex. NCBI's taxonomy places the organism in Eukaryota, Metazoa, Arthropoda, Insecta, Hymenoptera, Figitidae. The transcript is spliced from 13 exons. Bases 546 to 3455 code for a protein of 969 amino acids.
AGAUCGAUUGUAAACGUCACCCACGCAGUUGCUUACUCAAUAACAAAACAACCUGCCACAUAUUUUUUCACUACUAUAAUACAUAUUUUAUUAUAAAUUUACCUAAAUAAAUAUCUUGUUGUUUGAUUAAGUUUUAUGCCAACAUUAUCACAACGAAUCAUAUUUAUAGGUUAUGUUAUAGAUUUUUGUAAAAAAAGAAAUAUCUUCUAAAAUAACAAAAAUCUUAACUUAAAAUUAUGUUUACGAGAAAAUUUAGUUUCCAAUGAUAACAAGUACAUAAGAUUAAUUUUAGUGUUUCAAAUGUUCCACAUAAAAUAAAUACUAAAAUGUGUGUUCGAUAAUUUGAAGAGAAUGACGCAACUAUUGUUACUCGUUGAACUCGACAAUGUUAUUGACAAUUUAAUUGUUCUCUGAAAAAAAAACGUAGUGUCAAGUUUUGACAAAUGCAAAAUUAUAAUUGUAUGGAGAAUAUUGUGGUUUGGAGUGUUGUGGUACUUAAAGGGGGAACAUAUAACCUAACAACAUUAAAAGUUUAACAAAGAAAAAUGAGAAAUAUAAUUUUCGAAAUGUUUCCAAAAAUUUAUCCAUCUGUUUUUAUGCUUUUUUUCAUUUUCGGCGCAUUAGCAAAUCAACAAACAUCAGAGAAUCAUAGCACAGAAUUGACUUCAGAACAUGACCCUCUUCUAAUAUUUUCCACUCUUAGUGGAUCAUUUAUUGGAGUUGGGCAAAGAUCUGGUGAAAUUCGAUGGCGUCAGGAUGAUGAACCUGCUGUAAAAGUACCACAUAGUAUUACCGAAACCUCGAUGCCAAUGUUUUUACCUGACCCUAAGGAUGGUACAUUAUAUCUUUUUGGUGCUGAUUCUGAAGUAUUAAAAAAAUUGCCAUUUACAAUACCGCAAUUAGUUGCAAGUAGUCCAUGCAGAAGCAGUGAUGGAAUUUUAUACACUGGGAGAAAAAUUGAUACUUGGUUUAGUGUUGAUCCACAAACAGGUGAAAGGGAACAAGUUUUAGGUUUUAAUAAAGUCAAAAACACCUGUCCCUUAGAAACGCAGGAUGUAAUUUACGUUGGACGUACAGAGUACAAUAUUAUUAUGAUUGAUAGUAAGCACAAAAAUCGAAAAUGGAAUGUAACUUUCUACGAUUAUUCAGCUGCAAAAAUGGAAUCGGACUCUAUUGAAAAUUAUGAUUUAGUACAUUUCACCACGAGUUCAACUGGUAGAGUUGUAACAAUGAAUAGAAGAUUGUUGAAAGUUUUAUGGGAUGUUGAUUUAGGAAGUCCUGUAAUAGCUGUUUACACUGUUAGUAAAGAUGGUUUAACUGCGGUGCCAUUUACAAGUGUCGCUGAAGAGGCUUUGGAUAGAUUACUCGAUCAGGCGACUGCGAAUCUUAAUCAAGUUCAAUUGUCACAAACUCUUUAUAUUGGAGAACAUACUCAUGGUUUAUAUGCUCUUCCUUCGUUUGCUGAUUCAUCAACAGUAACAAUAUCGAGCAUGUCAACUCAUUUGCUUUUAGAGGGACCUCUUAUUACAUCUUAUAUUUCGAAUAAUAACGAUAUUCCUCUUCCUGGUGAUCAUGUGUCUACAACGAAAAUCGAGACAUCUGAGGAUGAUUUUCAAAGCAUCAAUCCUGAGAAAAAUAUUAUUAUGUUAGGACACUAUAAUGUACCUGCUGAAUAUAAACCGCAGAAUUCGCCACUUCAAAUCGCAGGACCAACUCAAGCUGUAAUUCCAGUAAGUUUACCUUUACAAAAUUUCACCAAAACAAUCGAGGACGCUAAUAAGGAAUUUAUAAACACCACAAAUGAGCAUAAAAAUUGGCGUAGAACCAUUGCGGCAAGUUACAAUGCAGGAAAAAAAUGGCUUAAUCAACAAGAGAGUAAGGGAUUAAAAUUGACGCUGAUAAUUUUGGUUGGAUGUAUAAUUACCAUGUUUUGGUAUUUGAAUGCUCAAUUCAAGGAGUUUCAACAGUUGUCUCAGGGUUCACGUGACAGUAGUCGCACUGGUAGCAAUGGAAAAAAUGGGGAUGUCUACAUUCCUGAAGAAAUUGGAGAAGGAUUAGUUAGAGUUGGGAAAAUUACUUUUAAUACAAGUGAAGUUUUAGGUAAAGGAUGUGAAGGAACUUUUGUCUACAAAGGAGAAUUUGAUGGUCGACCUGUAGCGGUGAAACGUCUUCUUCCCGAUUGUUUUACAUUCGCCGAUCGAGAAGUGGCACUAUUACGAGAAUCCGAUGCACAUGCAAAUGUCGUUCGUUAUUUUUGUACAGAACAUGAUCGAAUGUUUCGCUACAUUGCUUUGGAAUUGGCAGAAGCGACACUGCAAGAUUAUGUUGCUGGAAGAUAUAAUCGGGGGAAAAUAUCAAUAAAGAAUAUUUUAAAGCAAGCAACAGCUGGACUUUCACAUUUACAUUUCUUGGAUAUAGUUCACAGAGAUAUAAAACCACACAAUGUAUUGCUGUCAGUACCAGGACCUAGAGGAGAAGUGAGAGCAAUGAUUUCUGACUUUGGUCUUUGUAAAAAAUUACAAUUAGGUCGAAUGUCCUUUUCAAGAAGAUCAGGUGUGACUGGAACUGACGGUUGGAUCGCACCAGAAAUGUUAAACGGUGAAAGAACAACUUGUGCUGUUGAUGUUUUUUCCCUUGGUUGUGUAUUUUAUUAUGUUUUAUCCGGAGGAAAACAUCCAUUUGGUGAUCAAUUGAGAAGACAGGCAAAUAUUCUUUGCGGUGAGAGUGAUUUGGCGGGACUUCAAGAAAUUUCAGAAAACGACAAAGAAGUUGCUCUUAUUUUAAUUAAAUCGAUGAUAAAUAGUAAUCCAACAGAUCGACCACCGGCAAGUGCAGUUCAAAAUUUUCCCAUUUUCUGGGACUCGGCACAAAUUCUUAAUUUCUUUCAGGAUAUUAGUGAUCGAGUUGAAAAAGACGAACUUAGCAGUCCCGCUUUAAGAUCAUUAGAAACAAAUAAUAACAAAGUAGUGAGAAGUGAUUGGAGAUCUCACAUUGACGUUGAAGUUGCCACUGAUUUACGUAAAUAUAGAAGCUAUCGAGGGGAAAGUGUUAGAGAUUUACUCAGAGCACUUAGAAAUAAGAAACACCAUUACAGAGAAUUAACACCUGAAGCACAAUCAAGUUUAGGUGAAAUUCCAGAAAAAUUUACCGAAUAUUGGCUUUCUCGAUUUCCAUGUUUAUUGCCACAUGUAUGGUGUGCUAUGCAAAAAUUUCGAUUGGAACCGAAUCUCAAAACAUAUUAUGAUGAGAGUUAUGAAUUUCCAUUUGAAUUAGAUGAAAAAUAUUUUAGUGCAAUUCCAAAAGUUGAAACAUUACCGACAACACAGUGGAGAACACAAAAUUCUGUUGAUUGGAGUCCAAAUAGAAUGAGGUUUAGAGGACAAAGAAAAAAAUAUGAUGAUCGAAGAAGAAAAGUUGAAGAACCAAUAAAAUGGACAUUACCACCUUCAAGUUAAGGUAAAUAUUAUUUUAUCUUAAUUUGAAAUUAAAAAUCUGAUUUUUAAGUCAUAAAUCGACUAAUUUAAUUUAAUUUCUAUUUGAAAAAUUUUAAUUUAUGAAUAACAAAAAACAAAAGCCAAAUUCGGUGAUGAAAGUCAACACUCUGAUUAAAAAAAAAUAUGUUCAUAUUUGUAUAUAAAUGUAUUAUACAAGAGAUCACUUAUAUUAUUUAUAAGUUAUUAGUGAGUGAAAAAAGUUUAUGCAAUAUACAUAUUUUUGCAUAUUGUGUGUUUAUUAAAUAAGGUUGUAUUAUACAUUCCAAAUACAAUCCUGCAGUGAUUUAUGUAUUUAUUACAUGUAUUGUAUAAAAAAUCAGAUGAAAAUAUCAAAAAAAGAAAGAUAAUAUAUUUUUUAGAGUUAUCAAAAAAAAAAAAAACUGUUUGUGAUACAUUAGAAGUAAGUUUUAAUUGCAAAAUAUGGAUUUCAAAUGAUUAUGUAUAUUUAUAUCGUGAGCGUUAUUUAUAUUGUGAAGGCAAAGAAUUUUUUCACCAGUUUUUUGAAAAUCUAUUUUUAGAAUUCUAAGACAAGUUUCUAUUGCAACAAUGUUUUAAAAUAAAUUUACUUUUUUUGCACAAUUUUUAAUUAUCUUCUAGAUAUAUAUUUAUAUUCAUUAUAAAGUUGUUUUUGAAAAGUGUACGGAAUGAAAAAUUUAAUUUUAGACAAAUUAUAAAAUAUUGUUUUUAAUUUAUUCAAUGAUAUAGGAAAAAAAACCAACAAAUCUUUUAAUACUUUUUAUUUUAUGUGUGAGAAUUGUGUGCUAUUACAAAAGAAAAAAAAUUGUAUUAUUUGCGUGAAAGUGUAAAUACAAAAAAAUAGAUUGUUAGUAAUAGAAGGUGUUCUGCUUAACAACAUAUUGUUAAGUGAAAAAUAAAUUUUACAUUACUUUCUAUAUUCAUAUACAAAUGUUAAUUUUGUAUAAAAAAAUAAAUUAAAUAUAUUACUAUUAAAAAAUAAUUUAAACGAUUUUUUUUAUUAACAAAUACUUAAUUUAAAAUUUAUGAAACAAAUAUAUUAAGACCUUUACUUUACAUAUUACAACAUUCUUUAACUGAUAAAAUAAAAUUGUUAGUCAUUCGCAUAUAGAAUUUCUGAAAACUAUUUUUUUCAUUAAUAAAACUAGAAAUGUUAAUUAAACAUUUAAUUGUAAAAAGCUGCAAUUUUAAAUUUACGAUAUUUAGCAAAUAAAUCACUUGAUGCGAGUGACAAAAAGUUUACAAUAGGAAAUCUAUUUUUUAUGUACAUAGGUAUAUAUAUAUAUUCAGGCAUUUUUUUUCAUUAUUUUCUACUAAUUUGACUUUGGCACUUUUUUUUAUCCCAUUAAGUUUAAAUUUAUUGGCAAAAUAUUUUCUUUAAAUGUUUGUGAAAUUAAAUAAUAAUUGAAA